Messenger RNA from Lolium perenne, 354 nucleotides. RefSeq lists its product as uncharacterized. NCBI's taxonomy places the organism in Eukaryota, Viridiplantae, Streptophyta, Magnoliopsida, Poales, Poaceae. The record is from RefSeq and is a predicted model, not a curated record.
AUGGACCGGAGCCUUUUCUGUGCGGCCACCAGAGUCACUUUGGGCGACGGCCACAAGACUUCUUUCUGGCACUCAUCCUGGCUGGACGCCAGAACAUCGAAGCUCGUCGCCCCGCUCAUCCACGAGGUGUCCGAAAGGAAAAACCGCACUGUCCACGACGCUUUGGCCAAUAACAGAUGGAUUGCGGAUGUUGCCGUUUCCACUUUCACCGUCAAGCACAUGUCCCUGUUCAUCACCCUUUGGGGCAUGCUGCAGGACAUUGCCCUCCUUCCGAGGACCAUGGACGCGAUCUCCUGGAACCUCACUGCUGACGGUGUCUAUUUCGCGGGGUCGGCCUACAAAGCUCAGUUUUAG